UGCCCAUUCCAGAGGGAGGAGACCAGAAGCAUUAGGCACCCUGGGGUCUCCUGUCCCCAAACUACUCAGCAGCAGGUCCCACCCCCCGCCCCUAUGACCAACAUGAGCUGGAGUUUCCUGACGCGACUGCUGGAGGAGAUCCACAACCACUCCACGUUCGUGGGCAAAGUGUGGCUCACGGUGCUGGUGGUCUUCCGCAUCGUGCUCACGGCCGUGGGCGGCGAGUCCAUCUACUCGGACGAGCAGACCAAGUUCACGUGCAACACGCGCCAGCCGGGCUGCGACAACGUGUGCUACGACGCGUUCGCGCCCCUGUCCCACGUGCGCUUCUGGGUCUUCCAGAUCGUCGUCAUCUCCACGCCCUCCGUCAUGUACCUGGGGUACGCCGUGCACCGCCUGGCCCGCGCCUCCGAGGAGGAACGCCGCCGCGCUCCCCGCCGCCGUCCGACCCGCGCGCCCCUGCCGCUGCCCCUGCCGCCCCACCCCAGCUGGCCCGACUCCGCCGGCCUGGGCGAAGAGGAGCCCAUGCUGGGGGGCCUGGGCGAGGAGGACGAGGAGUCGGGGGCGCCCGAAGGCCUGGGCGAGGAGGCCGAGGCCGAGGACGCGGGCGCGGCCAAGGGCGCAGGCGGAGACGCCAAGGCGGCGGGGGCCCCGGGUCCCGCCCGGCAGCACGACGGGCGGCGGCGCAUCCAGCGCGAAGGCCUGAUGCGCGUGUACGUGGCCCAGCUGGUGGCGCGGGCUGCCUUCGAGGUGGCCUUCCUGGUGGGCCAGUACCUGUUGUACGGCUUCGAGGUGCGGCCUUUCUUCCCGUGCAGCCGCCAGCCUUGCCCGCACGUGGUGGACUGCUUCGUGUCUCGGCCCACCGAGAAGACCAUCUUCCUGCUGGUCAUGUACGUGGUCAGCUGCCUCUGCCUGCUGCUCAACCUGUGCGAGAUGGCGCACCUCGGCCUGGGCAGCGCGCAGGACGCGGUGCGCGGCCGCCGUCCCCCGCCCGGCGCCCCCGGCCCCGCGCCGCGCCCGCCCCCCUGCGCGCUGCCCGCCGCGCCCACCGGCCUGGCUUGCCCGCCCGACUACAGCCUGGUGGUGCGCGCGGCCGAGCGCGCGCGCUCCCACGACCGGGACCUGGCGAGCCUGGCGCUGCAGGCGCUGCGGGACGGGCACGCGUUGGAGGACCGCGAGAGCCCGCCGUGCCCCGGCCUCCCCGCGGCCGCCCGGGGGCCCCAGCGGUCCGGCGCCCCCGCCUCCGGGUCGGGCAGCGCCACGUCGGGGGGCACGGGCCAGGGCAGGCCAGGCGCCAAGCCCAGGGCGGGCUCAGAGAAGGGCAGUGCCAGCAGCAGGGAGGGGAAGACCACCGUGUGGAUCUGA
This is a messenger RNA of Lynx canadensis (Canada lynx), 1365 nucleotides long. RefSeq names its product gap junction protein gamma 2 (gene GJC2). Bases 94 to 1365 code for a protein of 423 amino acids. Gene Ontology annotation, biological process: cell communication. The transcript is spliced from 2 exons. Lineage: Eukaryota; Metazoa; Chordata; Mammalia; Carnivora; Felidae. Gene Ontology annotation, cellular component: connexin complex. The record is from RefSeq and is a predicted model, not a curated record.